AUGUCUUUCAACAACAACUCGAUGCUUGACACAGACUCUCUGAUUCAUAUUUUGCAAUUUUUCACCAUGAAUGAAUUGAACAUACUAACCGGAGUGCUUUUUCAUUCCGAGUCGAUGUGCAUCACCAACGAAUUAUACCACUCAUCACAAACACAAUUUCCUUCACAGGCGUCCUGUGUUUGUAAGAACCAAUUAGGAUUUCAAAUUUUACUCGCUUCCUGGCACGAUUAUUUAUGGAAGGAUUAUAUCACAGAAAGAAUUAAUUUUAUAAAUGAAAAUAUUUUAAGCCCAACAACAAUGAACAACAAUGUUGAUCACUCAAAUAAUAACAAGAAUGAAAAUUGUUGUAAUGAAACAUUUGUAUUAACAAUGCCACAAAAUAACUUUCGAAGAGAAUUUUUGAAGCAAAUUUGGAAUCGUGUGCAGAAACUAAAUCGAAUUUCAAAAGAAAGAGAAGAAAGAAAAAAGUACUUUGAAACUCUUUCCAAGAAAAUUGAGUCAGAAGCUGCCAAGCAUACGCCUAACAAGCUUGAUUUGAGCUCACAUCAAGGUAAUGACAACUGGCAAGUGGAUGACUCUGUCAUUUACACGCCAAGAGUUGCAUUCUCAAUUAAUAAGCAACGAGAAUUACGAGAAUAUGUAAUUACAGAACACACUAUUGAUGAUAUCAAACUUCAAAUCUCAUCAUUGCAACAUGAACUUAAAGAUUUUAAAUUUCCAUAUGAAAGUCAUCAACUGAAAUGGGUAAUUGUGGGACAAACUGGUAUUGGAAAAACAUGUUUAAUGUUUAGAACGGGCCAUAAAUUGUAUCCAAUUGAAUGGACACCUACAAUUGUUGAUGCAUUCAGUAAUGAUAUUGUGAUUCCGUUCUUUGAUGAAAAAUUCGAAAAAAAGUGUGAGAAAACAUUUGGAAUUGGAUACUGGGACAGCUCCGAAAGACAAACAGAAUAUAGAAAAAUGAAUAGGCUGAGCUAUCCAGGUUCAGACAUUGUGACGUUGGCAUUUAGUGUGGAUGAUUGGAAAUCUUUGAAAUAUUUGGCAGAACGAAUGGUUUGGGAUGUUCAUUAUUUCAUUCCAAGCGCCACUAUUAUUGUGCUAGGACUGAAGAAAGAUUUGAGAAAAAUACAAAUGUGGAAGUCAUUACUGCUUGAUUCCAACUCAAAUGAUGAUAGCAGCAAUGUUUCAGAGCCGGUAUCCUAUGAAGAAGGGCUUGAAUUCUCGAAGAGAAUAGGAGCGGUUGCUUAUUUGGAAACAAGUGCCAAGGAGAAUAUUGGCUUGGAGAGAUGGCAUUACAAGUUGGCAAUCUUGAGACUUGCAGAUAUUAUAGCUCGCAAGUCAUCUCAACAACGUAAAAUUGCAACACAAAAAAAAGCAGAGAAAACUUGUGAGGUUCAGUAG
This is a messenger RNA of Naegleria fowleri, 1398 nucleotides long. RefSeq lists its product as uncharacterized. The transcript has a single exon. The record is from RefSeq and is a predicted model, not a curated record. NCBI's taxonomy places the organism in Eukaryota, Heterolobosea, Eutetramitea, Acrasida, Naegleriidae. Gene Ontology annotation, molecular function: GTP binding; GTPase activity. Gene Ontology annotation, biological process: small GTPase-mediated signal transduction. Bases 1 to 1398 code for a protein of 465 amino acids.